GUUGGUUCCAGCCACCUCCAGGGAGAUGUGUUGGGAAGUGCGAAGUGUCCCCGAAGGAAGGAUUUGGAUGAAGAUCUCUCUACUCACUCACCGCCUAGCUUUUGCAGCCGCUGGGGCUGGGCUGCCGCUCCUCCUGCUAUGAUGCCUGGGCAGAUUCCAGACCCUUCCGUGACUGCGGGCUCUCUGCCAGGGCUCGGCCCCCUGACCGGACUCCCCAGCUCGGCUCUGACUGCAGAGGAGCUGAAAUACGCUGACAUCCGCAACAUUGGGGCCAUGAUCGCCCCCUUGCACUUCCUGGAGGUGAAGCUGGGCAAGAGGCCCCAACCCGUGAAAAGUGAGGUCCACUGGCAGCCUGGACUCAGAGUUGGGAAAGUGGGUCAUCUCGCCGGUGAGCUCCGCUGGCUGAACAACGCUAGAGCCAGCCAAGCUGCUCUCCCUUCUACCACAUCCCCAAGACACAAGACCACUUGGCCUGAGCUAGAUGAAGAAGAGGAGCGGAGGAAAAGACGCCGGGAGAAGAACAAAGUGGCAGCAGCCCGUUGCCGGAACAAGAAGAAGGAGCGGACGGAGUUUCUGCAGCGGGAAUCUGAGCGGCUGGAACUCAUGAACGCGGAGCUGAAGACCCAGAUCGAGGAGCUGAAGCAGGAGCGACAGCAGCUCAUUCUGAUGCUGAACCGGCACCGCCCCACCUGCAUCGUCCGGACGGACAGCGUCAAGACCCCCGAGUCCGAAGGCAACCCGCUGCUCGAGCAGCUGGAGAAGAAGUGACCAUGGGUUGGGAGCAGGAGGAGGAGGACGAGGAGGACGAGGAGGAGGAUUUGGGAAGAGGGGAGAGAACCACGGCUCCCAGAGGGCCCUUCCUUGCUGCAUGACAAACUUGACAACGAGGCUCAGCCCAGCCAGCGCCGGCCGGGCUUUUUUUUUUUUUUUUUUUUUUUUUUUUUUUUUUUUGUGAAACUCCGAUCAGCCACACAAGGGGAAGAACGGGCUGACGAAACCAGAAGGACCAAGCGCUGAGACCAAAGUAGACCCUCGGACGGAGCUGCCGUGCCUGGGGCCCAGCUCGAAGAAGGCAGGACAGAGACCCCUGGCCAGAGAGACACCCCAGCGAAUGGCGUGGGGCGCCGCUCUGGCCUCUCCGCUGGGUGCCUGUGGAGGGACCUCGGAGCAGCCAGGAAAAGCCAUGACUUGCAAACGAAAUGUGGCUGGGCAUGGAACUCAGAGACCAACUGCAGCCUGCCUGCCCCCGGCCGUGCCUCCCAACCCUGCUGCGAGGCCACCAGGGUCCAGCGUGGGUCCCGCUGGGAGCAGCAGCCGGGACGCACCCUCGGCGGCCCUGCCGGAGUUUGCUGCGGGCACGAGGCGCGGGCGCCCUUCCAAAGCACAUACUCACCGAAUGUUUACAGACUGGCUGUCCUGGCAGGGCUUUCAACUGCACAUGUUUUUUUAUACUUUCUUUUUUUUUUUUUUUAAUAUUUUUUACAAAAAAAAAAAAGAUUUUAUACAAGCAAUAUAUAUAUGGAUUUCUAUAAUCACUCGAUGUGAUAUAGUAUAAAUAUGCUACGGUUUGUUUGUUACGAGCAGAUAUCCAGCAGUUAUGGCCAUUGUGUGUAACCCUAAGUACUGUAGUCGUCUCUGGGUGUUGGGGGUGGCUGGGGUGGGUGUGGGGUGCAUUUCCAUCCUGGUAAACCCUUCAUAGUACUCAGUCCUGUAUUGCUCAGUAAACGUUACUCUUACCUACUCAGCUGCCUCUUGUGGUGUCUACCUAGGGAGUGGGGUGCAAACCACGCUCAGGGGGGCCUCCCGGUGUGUGGCAUCAGGGGAUGUUUGGAGCAUCUGCUGUACGCCCUGGGUUUUCACCAUGGCCCUCCCGGGUAAGUGUUUAUAUGCCCAUUUUACAGAUGCGGAAGUCAAGACUCGGAGAAGUUCAGGAACUCUGCAGUACUUCCUUAGUUUCUUUCCUCUGCGAGUGUCCCGAGUAUGUGCCCUGUGUGUGCCAGCCAAUCUCCAAGGAGCUGAGCAGUCACCAUAAAAUGACAAUUAUCUUGUUCUCUGCCAGUGUGGAUAGUUGUUAUUUACGACCUAGUGCCAAUGAUUUCCUCUCUUCUAUUCUCCAAAGGUGGCUGCAGAGUUUGUGUUCUGUAUUCAGCUCUUCUAGCGACAAAUGCUGGGAUUCACGAUUCCUAGGUUCAUUCGGCUCCUGCAUGGCCACAGUCAUCGGUGUUGAGCUCCUCAUCCCCUCCCUGGGCCUCCCCGUGCCUUCCUGCCAGGUGGUCAUAAAUGAGGCCUCUGCCCAGAGUUGCUGUGAGAAUCAACCGUGCAACCCCAAAGAAGGACAAGACCCAUUAGCAAUCAGAUGGGCAGAAACCAGUAUGUGUUGGUCAGGAUACGAAUUAAAGGGAACUUACAGAGGCCACUAGUGGGAAAUCGGUGUGACUCCUGUGCAAAGCAAUUUGGCAAUUACCGGUGAUGCUAACCCGAAACGCAUCCUUUGACCCAGCAAUUUCCCUCCUAAGUCUGUGCCCUGGAGGAACUCGAGCACAGGGGCCCGAGGAAAUGGACAAGGUGUCACUGAAGCUCUGUUUGUAAUAGAGAAACUGGAAACAGCCUAAAUACACGUGAAGAGAAGACCAUAUAAACAAAUUGUAUUUUUAUAGACUCAAAUAUUAUUCAGCAGCUAAAAAGAAUGAACGAGAGUUACAGGUGUCGGUGCAGAUAAAUCUCAGGAACACAGUGUUGAGCUGGAGAGGAUGGCAAUUUGCAAGAGGUUAUAUGCAGUCUACCAUGUAUGCAAUCUUCCUGAACAUGUAAACUGAUGCUUUACUUUUUACGGGUACACACAGAACUGGAUAGUGGAGUUAUAAAAGCAUGCACAGGACUGCUCUAAAAAUCAAAUAUCAAAAUCAGUAAUGGGGAAUGCUCCUGGGGGGAGGGGAGAGAGGGGGUCGAAGGCAGCAUCUGCAAGGCUAAGAAGGACACUGGGUUUCAACUGUACGAAUAAUAUUUCAUUUAUUUUAAAAAACCGGAAUCAAAUAUGGAAUAAUGUUAGAAUUUGUCAGAGGGGAGUGAUAUCGUCACAUUCUUCUGUAUGCUUGGUAUAUUUCGUAAUAAAAGAAAACUUGCCACAGCACAAA
Molecule: messenger RNA, 3134 nt
Organism: Neogale vison (American mink)
Lineage: Eukaryota; Metazoa; Chordata; Mammalia; Carnivora; Mustelidae
Gene: JDP2
Product: Jun dimerization protein 2
Exons: 5
Coding region: 139-768 (209 amino acids)
Biological process (GO): regulation of transcription by RNA polymerase II
Cellular component (GO): nucleus
Molecular function (GO): DNA-binding transcription factor activity, RNA polymerase II-specific; RNA polymerase II cis-regulatory region sequence-specific DNA binding
Source: RefSeq, a predicted model, not a curated record